UCAGUCACACGGCUGUUAUCACCUGUCAUGGAUAUCGGCGUUUGCUGCUCUACAUUUCUCAAACAAAUUUGUUUUGAUUGUUUGGGAUAGUUACUAACAGUGUUAAAUGUAUUUAAUUUAAAGCACAAUUUUUGCAUUAAAGUAAAGACGUACUUUUGAAAAAUCUACUAGUCAUAUCUGUUAGAUACCUAUACUGUAAUAUUAAAAAGAAUCUCACGAUGAAAACAAUAAAGUUAUUUGGUAUCCUCAUUUUUUUACUAUUAGCGUCUCUUUCUGAAACUAAGAGAAGACAAAAGCAACCGAAUAUAAUAAUUAUGUUAAUGGAUGAUAUGGGCUGGGGUGAUCUUGGUGUUUUCGGAGAACCUAGUAAAGAAACGCCUUACCUCGAUCAAAUGGCUAGUGAAGGAACUUUAUUAACUGAUUUUUAUACAGCAAAUCCAUUAUGUUCGCCAUCAAGAGCUGCUUUACUAACAGGUCGUUUGCCCAUAAGAAAUGGAUUCUAUACUAAUAAUGCCCAUGCUCGUAAUGCCUAUACACCUCAGGAAAUUGUUGGUGGAAUAACAUCUGAAAUAUUGCUUGCAGAGUUGUUGAAUAAAGCUGGUUAUUACAAUAAAAUUGUUGGAAAAUGGCAUCUUGGUCAUCAAUACAAAUAUCUUCCUCUCCAACAUGGAUUCCAUGAAUGGUUUGGAUCUGCCAAUUGUCAUUUUGGACCUUAUGAUGGUAAAAGUACACCUGAUAUUCCUGUAUUUAGAAAUAAUCAGAUGGUUGGAAGAUAUUAUCAGGAUUUCAAAAUAAAUAAGAAAACUGGGGAAUCAAAUUAUACACAGCUGCUGAUAUCUGAAGCUGUAAACUUCAUAAAAAAUGCCAGUUCUUCACCAAAACCAUUCUUUCUGUAUUGGACACCUGAUUCAUCUCAUGCACCAUGCUAUGCCUCUAAAAAUUUCUUAGGAAAAAGUCAAAGAGGAUUAUAUGGUGAUGCUGUUAUGGAGCUUGAUUAUGGUGUUGGACAAAUUUUGAAUACAUUACGUGAUCUUAAAAUUGAAAAUGAUACAUUUGUUUUCUUCACAUCUGACAAUGGAGCUGCUUUGGUCAGCCAAGUCAUGGCUGGCAGUAAUGGUCCUUUUCUGUGUGGCAAACAGACUACAUUUGAAGGAGGUAUGAGGGAGCCAGCUAUUGCUUGGUGGCCAGGGGCCAUUCCAUCUGGACAAGUAUCUCACCAAGCAAGUACAGUCAUGGACUUGUUUUCAACUGCUUUGAACCUUGCUUCUAUAAAUCCUCCUAAAGACAGAAUUAUUGAUGGCAUGGAUAUUUUACCAUCUCUGAUCAAAGGAAAAAAUAUUGAUAGACCUGUAUUCUAUUAUCGUGGAAAUGAAUUAAUGGCUGCAAGAUAUGGACUUUAUAAAGCUCACUUUUGGUGUUGGACUAAUUCACGUGAGGAAUUUAGUCAGGGUAUUGACUUUUGCCCGGGUAUGGAUUUGAAAGGCAUGACAAGUCAUGACCAACUGAAUCAUACUGCACAGCCUCUUGUUUUUCAUCUUGGGAGAGAUCCAGGUGAAAAAUAUCGACUCAACCCUCAGUCUCUGGAAUAUAAAAAUGCUCUUCAAGCCAUAAUGACUCAAGUCAAUCAUCAUCGUGCUACAUUAGUUCCCGGAAAACCUCAGUUAAAUAUGUGUGAUAAUGCUGUCAUGCAUUGGUCACCUCCAGGAUGCGAGAAACUCAAUGAUUGCCUGAAACCUCCUCCAUCGAAGCCUUACAAAUGUAGUUGGCCUCACUAAAAAUCAUGUGAAAUGCACACUGUGAUAGUUGAAAUUCAAAUUCCGGUUGUAAUUGAACUGAAAAGCAAGAUUCUGCACAUUCGGUUCCGUCCCAAGUAAAUUGAUCUGAAGAUGGUGAUUUCUUCUUAGAGCAACAGGAAAAAUUAAAAUAAAAAGAAGUAUGACUUGGGAAAAGAUUGUGAUAUUUCUGUAUGUGAUGUUAUUUUAUUAUUUGAAUAAUAAAAUGAUCUUUACUUUAUUUAA
Molecule: messenger RNA, 2018 nt
Organism: Argiope bruennichi
Lineage: Eukaryota; Metazoa; Arthropoda; Arachnida; Araneae; Araneidae
Product: N-acetylgalactosamine-6-sulfatase-like
Exons: 14
Coding region: 219-1775 (518 amino acids)
Molecular function (GO): arylsulfatase activity
Source: RefSeq, a predicted model, not a curated record